UGUUCUGCUCAACUAUUUGUUCCCCGGUCUAUUAUCUGUCGACCAAUACCCAACCUAAUGCUAAUGUUCUGCCAGGAGAAAUCCCGGUGGGCCGCUAGAUUAACAAACGGAAUAGGCUUGGACCAAACCCAGGGAUGUCAAUCUACUGGCUGACAUUGGUGUGUGUGAUGUCAUUGGUGUGUGUGACGUCACUGGUGGGUGCACGCACACCAGUAGAGGUGAUGAACGACGUGUGCAACAAGCAAGUGACGGUCAAAGGGUCACUUUUGUUGAGGCAGUCAUUCGUCCAGAACCAGGACUGUGAGGUGACCCUGGUGACGUCAGAAGGGGCGGGGCUGGUGGCACAGUUCACCCACUACACCCAGCAGAACCACGGCGCCGCCCUCGUCGGUCUCAUCACAGAGUGUACACUGGAGUAUGUGCAGUUGGUCUCAGAGGGUGGUGACAAAUUGAUGGGUUCAGGCGGCUACUGCAAGAGUCUCCGGCCCACCCAGCAGUACGACCUGGGGGGUCGGGCCACCUUCAUGUACCACAGGAGCGAGACCUCACUGGUGAGAUACCUCUCGUUUGACCUGCUGGUCACUGAGGUCUACAGCAAGAAAGGUCAUGAGGAAGGCUGUGCUGAGAGACAGUUCGACUGCGGCGAGGUGUGCAUCAGCCAGCAGCUCACCUGUGACGGCUACGACAACUGCGGCAACGAGGACGACGAGAACGACGAUUGCGGCCUCUCCAAGAUCGCCAUCAUCGGCAUCGUGGCAGGCGUCGCCGCUUUCGUCGCUCUCGUGAUCUCCAUCGUCAUCUACGUCGUUAGACGGAAGCGUUACGUCAAAGUGCCACAAAACAAGCCACAGUAAAAAGUUGCUUGUUCGUGAUUUUUGGUGGCGUUUUGGUGGCUUUUUAAUUGCUUGUUUCAGUAUUUUGGGGUCCUUUUUUGUGGACUUUUAGAUUCAUGUUUCGUACGAGAAUAUGUUUCAAUGAAAUAAAUCUAUCUAGUUAAUAUUUA
This is a messenger RNA of Physella acuta, 1003 nucleotides long. RefSeq lists its product as uncharacterized. The record is from RefSeq and is a predicted model, not a curated record. Lineage: Eukaryota; Metazoa; Mollusca; Gastropoda; Physidae. Gene Ontology annotation, molecular function: protein binding.